Messenger RNA from Rhipicephalus microplus (southern cattle tick), 1901 nucleotides. RefSeq lists its product as uncharacterized. NCBI's taxonomy places the organism in Eukaryota, Metazoa, Arthropoda, Arachnida, Ixodida, Ixodidae. The record is from RefSeq and is a predicted model, not a curated record.
GCAGUUGGCAGCAGCCAUGCGGCGAUCGCAGCUCGCCGCUCUCCUCUGUGUCCUGGCGACGGCGGCGCACGGGGAGCCACGUUCCCGUUACCCUCGCCUGACCUCAUACGUUGCAGUUCUUGUGCCGAAGCAUUUGGUCCUGGCAUCACAGGAACUUUCUGAGGAGCGUCGGCGAGUCGCCCCCGAGCAGGAAUCUGUCGAGGUUCCCGACGGGUCUGUGGAGUCGUCGAGAGAGUCUACCGAAGAAGAGCUUGGUGGUAGAGCGCCUCGUGGUCAGCAGGGCCUCGUAUAUGCCCACAGGCGACCAGCUAUUGUUACAUCGCAGAGAAAUACGGCGGCAGCGGGAACUCUCUGGAUUCCACGUGCCUUGAGAGAGGUAGAGCCACCCCUAUCGACCACUCACUGGCGUGGUAUGGACGGUUAUCAACAUGCUGACAAGGAUGGCUCUGCCUGGAAAGCUGGCAACCACGAUGGUCGUGUCUCCGUUGCAGCCCGUUCACGUGUACGCCGGGCCGCUACGAAAACUCUGGCGCCAUCGAGCACGACAGCUGCAGCCACGGGCUUCAUACCCAUAGCGGGCCCGUUCGGAGGCGGCCAGGAGCUUGCCUACUCAGCUUUUCUAGAUGGCGGCUCGUCCACACCUUUUCCGACUGGCUUCUCAAGCUACGCCAGCCCCAGCCGACAACAAAACUCCAAGCAAGCCUAUGGUGGUGGCUUUGACUAUGGACGCUCGACCACGAGCGCAUUUUCUGCCGGCUACGACUCUCUGGGCAGUGGAAACUUUCAGCUAAUCCGUGGCGGAGUCUACGCUGAUAACCAGGCCAGCUCUAGCCAUAUGCCUUACUAUGUGCAGGGUCCUAGUAGUGGCUACCAAGCCUAUUCGUACGAUGAAGACGCAGGUGGGCCCGUUUUGGGCUUUCAGGGAUUUGAACAUUUCGGGAGCCCGCUGCACAACGCCCUCAGCAAAAACACUCACGUGGUGGGUGCCUCGACAGAGCACAGGAGACGCACAUUAACACCCAAGUCGCCAGUUGCAGGUGAAGACCAGUUAAGAGCCAUGGAAUAGAUGGCUAUUCAGGGACCAGUGAUCGAGGCUUCUCGUCUGCAGUAACUGCUGUGAUCAUUAGCACCAUUAUAAAUACACUCAUGCAGUGCUUUCCACCAAGCAAGGUUUCAUUAAAUCGUUUAGGUGCUCCCAACAUUCGGUACUGCAAGAGUUAUUCUUGCUCAUGCCAGACUGCGCGUCCUCGAGGUUUACCAACCUUGUCAGUCUCUUCUAUAGACUGCAAAGUGGCUGAAUCUUCUCAUGUUUCCAGGCGAGAUGUCCUCUGCAGCAUUGGGAGAAGCGUGUCAACUUGUCGCCCGUGCGUCUUCUUUUUUUUUCUUCUUUGAGUGGACAUUAACGAGAGGCCUAUAUGGAACUCUUGCAUGUGACAAUACAAGGUUGUGCUAUAAUAUGGUGACAUGUGAUGGCUGACGCGGACGCUGAUUUUUUUCAUGUGUCAUAAAAUACUUUGUACUGCUUACAAAAGAGAACAGUAAGAACUAUGCAAGCUGUCUGUCAUGAAUUGAUACGAGACAUGAGAGUGCAACGUCAGAUGCGUUCCAAACGAGGCAACGAUUCACUCUUUGGAACAGCUGUUGUAGUGCUCAAUAACGUCGUGAAAAUAAACGAAUAUAUUGGAGCUGCUUCGGUAAUAGCUUUGUGAUGUCACUAGUAUAUAAAUCUCACAGAAUAAAAUUAGAUAUGGGGUGUUUUAUAUAGCAGUGACACUGUGUUUAGGUUUUUGUCGUUUACCAAAUUGCGCAAAAUUACAAAUUUUGAGACGCAGUCCAAACUUCAACCUCAUUGUUAACUUAGUUCUAUGGUGUUUUCUUUCGAAUAAAAGUUUGGUGUUUAA